CAGGCAAGUCUAGGACCUGCAGCGCGGUGCAUUGUGAGUUGUCGUUGUCGGCCCGGUUCUCCUCUCAUUCAGCAAAAUGGCGACUUCUCUUGGAUCCAACACCUACAACCGACAAAACUGGGAAGACGCGGAUUUUCCGAUUUUGUGUCAGACAUGCUUGGGGGAGAAUCCUUACAUCCGUAUGACCAAAGAAAAAUAUGGAAAAGAAUGCAAGAUCUGUUCUCGACCCUUCACUGUAUUCAGAUGGUGCCCGGGGACUCGAAUGCGUUUCAAGAAGACAGAAGUCUGCCAGACUUGCAGUAAAAUGAAAAAUGUUUGUCAGACAUGUCUGCUUGAUCUAGAGUAUGGUCUGCCUAUCCAGGUCCGUGACACAGGCCUCACAGUUAAAGAUGAGAUUCCUCGCUCGGACGUGAAUAAAGAGUAUUACACACAGAAUAUGGAAAGAGAGAUGGCUAAUUCCGACGGCACACGGCCUGUAGGCCAACUCGGCAAGGCUACGAGCUCAAGUGAUAUGUUGCUCAAGCUGGCCAGGACCACGCCAUAUUACAAGAGGAACCGGCCGCACAUCUGCUCCUUUUGGGUGAAGGGAGAGUGUAAGAGAGGCGAAGAAUGUCCCUACAGGCACGAAAAGCCCACCGAUCCCGAUGAUCCUCUGGCUGACCAAAACAUCAAGGACCGUUACUAUGGCAUCAAUGACCCGGUCGCUGACAAGCUGCUAAAGCGAGCCUCAACCAUGCCCCGACUAGACCCACCAGAGGAUAAGUCCAUCACCACUCUCUACAUAGGCGGUUUGGGAGACAAUGUCACGGAUGGAGAUCUCAAGGGUCACUUCUACCAGUUUGGUGAAAUCCGAACCAUCACUGUAGUCCAAAGGCAGCAGUGCGCCUUCAUCCAGUUUGCCACGCGCCAGGCAGCUGAAAUGGCCGCAGAAAAGUCCUUCAACAAACUCAUCCUUAACGGACGGAGGCUCACUGUCAAGUGGGGGAGGUCUCAAGCAGCGAGAGGAAAAGAUGGUGUCAAAGAUGAUGAGCUUGGCAUCAGACUGGAUCCUGUACCUGGACUUCCUGGAGCGCUGCCUCCACCUCCAGCUUUAGAUGAAGAGGGUCAUGCCAACUAUUUUAACCUGGAUCCCAGCUCCGCUCCUGCUGUCAUGAACAUAGGUUUGCCUCCACCUCCAGGUAUCAACCCACCUCCUCCAGCUUUUGGUCCUCCAAUGUACCACCCUAUGGGUCCCAUGGCUCCACCUGUGCCCCCUGCUAUAACGAUGAGACCUCCGGGUGCAAUCCACUACCCCUCCCAGGAUCCUCAGCGCAUGGGUGCUCACGGCGCUCACGGCUCCCGUCACAUCACCGAGUGAAGUCCUGCAGUAAACGUUUGUCUCGGUUUCCUCACCAUGAACCUGGUCAAGUGUUUUCAUGUGACAGCCCCAAACCUGAAGACUUCACAUGGAUCAGUCCUUCCUUCUGUACACAGCCCCACAUGACAUCCAAUGAAUUCAUUACCUCAGUAUGUCUCAAGAGGAAAAAAGUGGAAUAGUACUCCAUCACUGUGUAGCUUCUUGCAGUUCUAAAUGAACACAAAAGACUUCCAACAUGAGUGCUGGCCAUGAUUACUGUUGUAAAGUUCUUAGGGGUGGACCUGUUCUUGUCUUAUUUUGCAUAGUGUCACAUAGAGCUCGAUAUGGAGGAUUAAUUCUAAAUCUGUCUCUUUUCUGAUUUCUUUUUUUUAAAAUAAAUUUGAUGCAAUAUUCCACUGCA
Messenger RNA from Oryzias latipes (Japanese medaka), 1757 nucleotides. RefSeq names its product RNA binding motif protein 22 (gene rbm22). Lineage: Eukaryota; Metazoa; Chordata; Actinopteri; Beloniformes; Adrianichthyidae. Gene Ontology annotation, cellular component: Prp19 complex; U2-type catalytic step 2 spliceosome; U2-type catalytic step 1 spliceosome. Gene Ontology annotation, molecular function: U6 snRNA binding; metal ion binding; pre-mRNA binding. The record is from RefSeq and is a predicted model, not a curated record.